AUGGUGCCGACGUUUGAGUGCUUCCAGGUGCGCGCCUGCCCCCUGGUGCGUUUCUACCAGCGGGGUUUCUGUGUUCGUGACUGGGCCCGAGGUUUUGUGCGCAAUGAGUUCCGCCAGGGCGACUGGCUGGCCCUGCUACACGAGGCCAACACCACGGCCGGCGCGCGCGCAGCGCCGAGGCCAGCCACAGAGGAGCAACAGCAGGAGAGACGCAGAGAACAGGCUUGCGCGCACCACCUCGAGCCGCUGAUGGAACACGAAGAGUCCAUGGACCUGCUUGGAUUCGCCGCCGCUGCCCUCGCGGAGGCGCGGCAAGGGGACUUCCUAGCCGCUUUCUUUGACGACGUGUACAUCAAGACCACAGGGGCCAGGGCCAGAGCCGUUUUCGACACCACCACCGGAGCAAUUCACCUCCACGCAAACGUGGAUUGCCACCUUGGCAAGUGCCGGGCCUACAGCAGCCCAGAAUUGGCGAGCUGGGACAAGACGUCUGGAGGGGCACCCGAGAAUUCGUCGCCGCACACCUGGAAAGCAGACUACAGGAAGAGAGGCGACUCCUGGACGAACUGGCGCACCUGCCCGACCUACACGGCCUACUGGAGCGCUUGGGCAGACGCCCUACACAUGCUCCACCAACGGCGCCCCGUUGAAGCUGCAGCGAUCAGGGAUCUCCUCGACGGCACCAGGCCCGGCCGUAGGGGCAACCUUGCCGCAGCCGCCGCGGCCGCACAGCUGCUCGAAACCGAAGGCUUCCGGAGACCUUCCUGGGCCGACCUGCUCCAGGGGCUGCGCCCAGAAGCGCCGCCGCGCUCGGAGGCCGCCGAACUGGGGGAAUGGCAGCACGGCUGGCAGUUCCACGCUUGUUCCGCACGCAACACACACUACAGGGACAACGUGUUCAUGCCCAGCCUCACUAGGGCCAACCAGGCCAUGCGAAGGUCAGGCUCAGGCCCGGGACCGCCCAGGAUAGGCUCAGGACGGAGGGCCGCCUACUGGCUUCACACCUUGCCCACCACCGAGGGGCACGUGUUCAAGCCCGCGCGGUUCCUGGCAGCCCUGCGCCGGCGCCUCAGGCUCCCGCUGCCGCUCCUCCCGCACACGUGCGGGGCAGCCGGCCGCCCAGGCUGCCGGGCCCGGCUGGACACGCUGGGAGACCACCUAGCCGCACGCGCGAAACUGCUCGAACGAGCUUGGGCGAGGGUCGCCAGAGAAGCAGGAGGGAGAGUUGUCCCCCAACAGCUGCUGCGGGACACCAACGCCGUCGUCCACAACCCGCUGGACCGCAGACAAUUAGACCUAGUCGUCUACGGCAUCUCGCCGAACGGCGUCCUGCUGUGCUGCGACAGUACCAUGGUGUCCCCCCUCCGCAGGGACGGCUGGCACCGGCCGCGCACCUUCGACACCAACGGCGCCGCGCUACUUGGGGCCGAAAGGCGCAAACGACGCAGGUACCACGAACAUUCAGGCCGCCUCAUGGUCCUCUCCUGCGAGGUCGGAGGCAGGUGGGGCCGCGAUUCCCUCCAGCUGGUACGCCUGCUUGCCAAGCAGACGGCGCGGGCCGCGCCGGCCCUCCUCCGCCGCUCCGCGGAGCUCGCGUACACCAACCGCUGGUGGGGGUUCCUGAGCGUCGCGGCCCAGGACUCGCUCAUGGCCACCCUGACGGGCGACGGCUACCUAGCCUUGGGGGGGGCCUCCGGGGAGGACGACCCAGACCUGGCCGAAGUGCUGCUCGCAGACUCCGCCGGCCCACCCGCUAGCCGCCUGCCAGCACGCCCCUGA
This is a messenger RNA of Prorocentrum cordatum, 1779 nucleotides long. The record is from the annotation of a GenBank genome assembly. NCBI's taxonomy places the organism in Eukaryota, Dinophyceae, Prorocentrales, Prorocentraceae.